CGCGCGCCCAGGCUUUCGACGACCAUUAGAGGCGGUUGGUUGGGCGAGGGUCGCGCGAUAAUCAAAUCGAACGGACAACAACGGCUGGAGGAACUGUCAAAGUGGCGCGAACGGAAGCAAAGCGCGCGGGACGGAGUUUAUUCAGUGGGGGCCGUUAGCUCGCGCCUCGGCCGAUCUAGCUGAUGAUGUUCGAUGGAAUGAAUGUAAUACGCGAAUCUUCCGCCGAUCGGCCGAGAUCAGUUUUUAGCAGUGAUCCUGGGCCUCGGGGGCAAAACCCGCAGAAAAGAGAUCAUUGUAUUUCAAUAUUGACUGGAGUCAGUUCUUGCAAAAAGAAACUUUCAAAGAGACCAGGGUACAUGAGAAAAGAUGUUGAACAAAGGUCGCAUCACACUCCAUUUGUCAAUGUCCAGUAUAUAUCACCACAAGUUGAAAAUGAAAGAAAGACUUGUUCCAACUUGUCUUUUAAUAACAACAAACUGGUGGAAUGCUUAAAAAAUCUUAAGCAUUUCAGGGACAUCAAAAUUGCUGAUCAUCAAAGUACAGCUUCAAAUCACAUGGCUGCUGAAAAUCCUGUAGUUGCAGCUUCUAGGCCAAAUAUGAUGAUGUCAGAAAAUGUUCAGUGUUCUGAAUCUAACUACCAGUGUGCUGAUGGUUGUGAUGACUCCUGUAACACCAGCAUUAAAACUUGCUCCAAGUGUUUUUCAUCAGGUUCUCUCCAGAAGCAGGAUACUUGCCUCACACAGAGUGAAAGGGAAAACAGUAUUGCUGUAAACAAGCCACAAGCUGUUGCUAGUACAAAGAAACAAGUAGAUAAUGAAAACUUGCAAAAACUGCACCUUUGGGACACAGACGAAGAAAUACAUUCGACUAAUGCCUUCAUUUCCAGCUUCAGUUUCAUACAAAUGUCAUUGAAUUAUCAUAGCAUUAAUGCUAACAGUAAAGACGAACUGCAGCAGAAUGAAUUUGUUUCAAAUUUACAGUUUCCCCAAACUGGACCACAUUUGAGACCGUAUCAAGUUAGUACUUUAGCAACAAAGCAAUUCUACUCCAAACCUUUAAGGGAUGCUGUUGAUACUCCUUGUUCACAUUUGUGUCAAAGUGUUGACAUUAAAUGUGCCACAAAUACAGAAUCAAAGGGCAGGUCUCAGAAUUAUGACUCACUCUUAUUAGAUAUAGAUUUUCCGUUUCUGUGUUCAAUUGAUUAUUUUGAUGACUGUCCAGGUUCAUCUGUAACUUCAAGAUAUGAGAGCAACAUCACUGCCUUUGAUCAGAAAUGUAACUCCUUGAGGAAGUACGAACAGAUUCUUCAAGAUUGUCUACUUGAAAACAGGAUGACAUUCAAGCUUCAGUCUUUGAUCUUAAAACUGAAGAAACUUCAGAAGAAGGCUGUAAUGGAAGAUGAUUAUGAGAAAGCUGACCAGUUCAACAAGAAAUUAGCUGAGUUGAAAAGAGGAAAUUCCUUAAAGUUCCAGUUACCUUCCUCCUAUCCUUGUAUUGCAAGAUUUGUGCAAGAAAUUGAACUUCAAGCUCAAGUUGUUGACCAUUAUAACAAUACAGGUAAUUUACUACAAAGUGUAGAAGAGAGAUUUUCAGAUUCAAAACCUGAUAAUCUACACAUGUCAUGGUCAAGGAAAAAACAGCUUAUUCAAGACAGACAGCAGUUACAGGAAGAAAUCACUGAUCUUAAAGAACAACUGGCAGUAUUGGAAGCUAAAGACCAUCAACUGUGUAUAGAAAUAGAAGAAGAAACCAGACUCAUACAGUCGUAUGAUUAUGAACUUCCUUCUUUAUCGAUUGUCUCAGUGAAUGAGUUACAAGAUCUGAAUAAGACCCUGAAAGAUGUUCUGCCAUUACGAAAUAAAAUCCUUUUCAAUUCAAAGCUUCCUGAAGAUGUAAAGAGGCUGCAGCAGAAAGAACAGUCACUAAUCAUGGCUAUUAAGACAGCUACUGCAAAGAUCUUCAGUAGCCAAAAGCAAUGCAGCAAACUGAGUGGGAAGGCGAGUGACAUUGAAAUGCAGCUUCCAAUUCUCUUAGAAGCCAAGAUGUUAGCAAUAUCGGGGCAUGAAUUCUCCACUGCGAAGGCCCUUGCUGAAGAGAUCAAAUCUUUGACUUCCAAGAAAAUUGGACUUGAAGAACUUAUCAGUGACCUGCAAGAUUUUAGUAUUAAGAAGGCUCAACAAUUUGAAACCAUCAGGGAAGAGUAUAAUAGCCUGAGGGCUCAACUGGAACAAAGAGAAAAUUUAUUUGAGAAGAACCUGAAGGAAAAUAUUAUUAAAUAUAUGAAAGCCCUAGAAGACAAGCUUUAUAAUUGUGGAAAUCAGGUGCUUGCAAAAGUGUGGGAAGCAGACUUAGACGCCUGUCAACUCUUUGUCAAAAGUCUACAGCUGCAAGAGGCAAGUUCCUGUGGCCCUGAAAGGGAAGAAUUUCAAGGAAAUGAAGACAGCAGUGCAAUUGAAGACGCAUGCAUAGAAGUUAAAGACACAAAGGACACUGCCUUUCUAAGUAAACAAGAUUGGUGUGUGAAACAAUGUUCUGUUCCUGACCAAAAAGAAACUGAUUUGUCCAAGGUGCCAACUAACUGUUCUUUUAGUGUUAAGGAUACACAGUCAGAGAUUACUUACAAGGAUUCUGCAGUGGACAUAGAAGUACAGUGUGAAACAAUUAGUCACAAACUGCUCUGUUUGGAAGACCAACUACAAAUGGCAAUGAACAAUCAUGACAAGAGUCUUACUCAGCAUCUACAGAGAGAAAUCCAGAUGAUAAAAGAAACACUGCGGGCCAUGUUGAAACAGCUUUUGCCCAUUGAAGAAGAAGAGGAGUUAGGAGGUUUUACAGUCAACAGCUGGUGACUAAGAAAGUAAUGAUUUGAAGACAAAUGCAUCUGAUGUUAGCAUAUGACAUUCCAUAUGACAACAGUUUGUUAACUGUGUAAUGUCUUGGCAAAUCCUGAAGUCAAAUUCAAUAAUCACAUGGUUACAAAAAUAUGAUGUGGUUACUAUAAUGCACUUAAUUUAGUUUUCAAAAGUUCAAAGGCCAAUGUUUAAAUUUAAUAGUGUAUUAUUUAUUGCCUUGUAUCAAUAACUGUUUUUAAUAUCAAUUUUAAGCAAGGAAGCUAUUUAUACAAUGCAAUGCAAUACAGCACAGUAAAGGGCCCUCCAGCCCACCAAGCCUGCACUGA
Messenger RNA from Rhincodon typus (whale shark), 3178 nucleotides. It is a transcript of the gene disc1, whose product is annotated as DISC1 scaffold protein. Gene Ontology annotation, biological process: cilium assembly; neuron migration. The coding region runs from base 183 to 2849 and encodes 888 amino acids. Gene Ontology annotation, cellular component: mitochondrion; intermediate filament cytoskeleton; centrosome. Lineage: Eukaryota; Metazoa; Chordata; Chondrichthyes; Orectolobiformes; Rhincodontidae. The transcript is spliced from 14 exons. The record is from RefSeq and is a predicted model, not a curated record.